GCAGCGCCCCAGGCGGGAGCCCAACCUGGACCCGCCCGGGGCGGCCCGCCUGCAGGCGCUGCUCUACCCCGAAGGCGCAGCUGGGGGCUCCGCUUGCAGCCUUCCCCAACCUGCUUGUCCUGCGACUCCCAUCAGCCCCAGGAAGCCCAGGACUCCGGAGGGCACCAGGUCGGGGACCGGGCUGAGCCGCGGGAGGACUACGUUUCCCAGCAAGCCCCGCGGCAACAGGGGCGGCCACGUGACACCAGAGGGGGCGGGCUUAGGCGAGCCGAGUGCUGACUCUCUCUUCCGUUCUGCUGGCGGCCGCAGGAGUCGAGAUGAAGCUGUUGAUUCUCACCGUGCUGGCCGCCAUCUCUUCUAUCCGAUGUGAGGAAGGGGCCAGGCUUCUGGCCUCCAAGUCCCUGUUGAACAGAUAUGCCGUCGAGGGUCGGGAUCUGACUUUGCAGUACAACAUCUACAACGUUGGCUCUAGUGCUGCCUUAGAAGUGGAGUUGUCGGACGAUUCAUUUCCUCCAGAAGACUUUGGCAUUGUUUCCGGGAUGCUCAAUGUCAAGUGGGAUAGGAUCGCACCUGCCAGCAACGUGUCCCACACGGUAGUCCUCAGGCCCCUGAAAGCCGGCUACUUCAACUUCACAUCGGCCACUAUCACGUACCUGGCGCAGGAAGGAGGCCAAGUGGUGGUUGGCUUCACCAGCGCCCCAGGACAAGGGGGGAUCCUUGCCCAACGAGAAUUCGACCGGAGGUUUUCGCCACACUUUCUGGAUUGGGCAGCCUUUGGGGUCAUGACCCUCCCCUCCAUUGGCAUCCCCCUGCUGCUCUGGUACUCGAGCAAAAGGAAGUACGACACCCCCAAGACCAAGAAGAACUGAGCCGGGCCUGGCAGAUUUUCCUCCCCGCCACAGUUCCAGGAGCACUCGGCAGCGAUGGCAGAGCAAUCAGUGGCUUUUCCAAAUGAAUCUGGGCAUUGUGAUGCAGAGCGGAGCUGCAGUAAAAACGAACCUCGGUCAAUCAGUCGUGGAUAACCAGGCCCCAUAAUUUCUGGCUCCUCUUCUCAGCUGCGCUGCUGAGAGACCCAUCCAGCCUCCACAACAGAGACCCCACCCUGCCCCUUCUGCACAUCAAAUCUGCUUUUCUUAGCCAAAGAGAGCACUGCAAGAAAGCGGCUCAUCCCUGGAGAAAACAUCAGAGCCAUAAUGGCACUAAAACGUGAACGGUUUGAUAUCUGCCUGAGAGAUCUGUUUGUGGCUCAGAGUGGUGUGUGUUUUUUAUCGUAAAAAUAAAUCACGAAUCUGCGGUGA
This is a messenger RNA of Rhineura floridana, 1298 nucleotides long. RefSeq names its product signal sequence receptor subunit 2 (gene SSR2). The record is from RefSeq and is a predicted model, not a curated record. Gene Ontology annotation, cellular component: endoplasmic reticulum; membrane. NCBI's taxonomy places the organism in Eukaryota, Metazoa, Chordata, Lepidosauria, Squamata, Rhineuridae. The coding region runs from base 318 to 869 and encodes 183 amino acids. The transcript is spliced from 6 exons.